Messenger RNA from Colletotrichum gloeosporioides, 360 nucleotides. RefSeq lists its product as uncharacterized. Lineage: Eukaryota; Fungi; Ascomycota; Sordariomycetes; Glomerellales; Glomerellaceae. The transcript is spliced from 2 exons. The record is from RefSeq and is a predicted model, not a curated record. Bases 1 to 360 code for a protein of 119 amino acids.
AUGGGACACCCGCCUGGUUGCUAUCACUGCUUUCCGUCAUGUCUUUGGAAUAAACGUCAUAGGAGACCUACAAACUGCACAUGGACCUCCGCGUCUCAUUUUCGUCAGCUCCAGGAUAACUCGCGGGACCAAGCUAAGAGCACGAAAGCCGCGAUUAAGAUACUUAUGCCAAUUUAUGUAGCCCGACUGAAGCCACAAGACUUUCUGGUCCUCAGCGCUGAUGCGGGUUUUUGCGCGACCCGUUUUACUGGUGACCCCGAGUCUCUGCUCAAUCGGGGUGCCGGGACACCAGCUAAUGGCGGCAAUCGAAUUGCCGCUAUCAUUAAGGGCCAGAAGGAUGCAGGCGCGGGCAAGGUUUAG